AUUCUUCGCGAGCUCCACAGAUCCAAGGUGCUCUCUUCGUCUCGGAAUUGACAUUCCCUCUGAAAGCUUCCGCUAAUCAGUUUACGCCGUCUUCACCCGAAAGCUGACGAGAUGGCGAGUCUCCUGAUGAAUUUGAAUAAGGUGCCGGCGGGCGCGAUGCCCUCCGAGAAGGAUAUGGAUCCCAACGACAACAUUCCCUGGUAUCUCAAAUAUGGAGCACGAGUUGUUGGAACCAUCGCUUCCCUCGUUGCUAUCGGGAUGGGCAUCCUGCUUGCUUUCCGAUCAGCUUUGACCAUCUCAUUGACGUGCCUUCUCGCCGCGAUAAUUCAGUGUUCCGCGGGUCUAUUCGUGGCGCUCCUGGAAGCUCCGUGCCUCUGUGCAUUCCUAGCCUUCGCUCAGAAACCCGGACAAAUGAUGGACGGCAAACCCCUCAUGUUCAAGGCUGGCUUGUACUGCGUGUUGGGCGUCGUGCCAGUCAUCAUGUGCAUGGGGAUCACAACCAUCCUGGGCUCUGGCCUGAUCCUCUGCUGCGGCUUGAUGUAUGGCUCGAUCGCGAUGGGCAGAAAGGCCCCCGCUGCCGAUAUGGCAGCCGCAGCAAAUGGAGGAGUUGUCUCGCCGUCGCACUUAGAAGACGGCCAGCCCCAGCAAUACGUCAACUAGGGCGUGUUCUCCCAGAGAACGCGCACUUCAUGAUGUUCUGCGUCAAGUUCAUCGAUACGAACCCGUACUGUGUUUGUGAGAGAAUCUAUCGACCUGGAAGCUGCUCUCGGUGGUGGUACUCGAGUAGUCUAAUGAGGUGUUCCAAAUUCUCCCAUUCGAUCUCAGCCAGUGAAAAAUGACAGCCAGACCU
Messenger RNA from Galendromus occidentalis (western predatory mite), 850 nucleotides. RefSeq names its product calcium channel flower. Gene Ontology annotation, biological process: vesicle-mediated transport. The record is from RefSeq and is a predicted model, not a curated record. Bases 112 to 660 code for a protein of 182 amino acids. The transcript has 3 exons. Gene Ontology annotation, cellular component: membrane. NCBI's taxonomy places the organism in Eukaryota, Metazoa, Arthropoda, Arachnida, Mesostigmata, Phytoseiidae.